AUGCUUUGGUUGACUUUUCUGUUUGGAAUCUCCUUUCAUGUUUGCACUGAAUUACGCAAUUCUAAUCUGCUAUGUGACAUCAGCAAUUUAUUUCAUAAUGGGUACAAUAACACACAUCAUUUAAAAUUUACAGUUCUCUGUCACCUAGCAUCGAAAAUUGGAGACUUCAAGAAUUUUGAGCUUACGACAGAAAAAUGUCAAUCACAUUUCAUCAAUGGUUUUGUCAGAAAACAUAAUCAUGCCUUGAAAUUAGUAGCAACAGCUAAUAAUACUUUUAAAUUUAUAAACUUGGGACAACUUUUCACAGCAUUAGGAAUGCUUUUUUAUUAUUGUUUCAUUGGUGAAGUUAUGUUGAAUAUGAGUGAUGCACUGAGUCAAUUUUUGUACUGUUCUCAAUGGUACGCUUUAAAAAGUAUCGCAACUAAGAAGAAAGUUUUAAUCAUUUUAAUGAUAACGCAAAGGGAGAAAGGAUAUUCAGCUGUGAAUGAAAUACGAUCCGUUACUAGUUAG
Clunio marinus is the source of this 510-nucleotide messenger RNA. NCBI's taxonomy places the organism in Eukaryota, Metazoa, Arthropoda, Insecta, Diptera, Chironomidae. The record is from the annotation of a GenBank genome assembly.